GACUGCUGAAACAUACAGUAUGACCACUUUUAAUCACCACAACUUAAGAGGGAAGGUUGUGUGCCACUGAUCAAGUCAAAGGAUGUUGUUUCACAUGGAAAUGCAAAGAUUGAAUGUUACUGGAGGUGAUAUCAGUAAAGAACCGUCAGAAAGUGGAAUAUUCCGGCACGUGAGGUUUCCCCGUCAAAGGUGCUUGGUAGUGCUCGUGCUCCUGUCUGUGUGGGUUCUAAUGAUCUUCCUGGUAACCAACCUCGUUACUCUUCAUACAAGCCUGACUCCUUUUUGGCAACUAGGAGGACAGGGUGAAACUCCAUAUACCAAUAAUAGCGAGAGGGAGUUUUUUUCACCAUAUCAUGUAGCUUACCCACAGAGCUACCAGUUUAUCUUAGAUGAGCCUGAUGAGUGUCAUGACCAGAGCCCCUUCCUGCUUCUCAUGGUCCCAGUUGCUCCUGGUAACCUAGUAGCCAGGGAGGACAUCCGGAGGACUUGGGGUAACGAGAGCAUGGUUUUGGGCCAGGCAGUGCGUCUCUUCUUCCUGCUGGGCCUGCCCAGUGGAGAGGGGGCAGAGAGGUUGCAGGAGGAGGUGCUGCUGGAGAGCCGACAAUACCAUGACCUGCUUCAGAGUGACUUCAAGGACAGCUAUUUUAACCUGACUAUCAAGACCAUGGUGAUGCUAGAGUGGCUGGCCUCUCGCUGCUCCGGUGCCUCUUUUGCCAUGAAGAUCGACUCUGACAUGUUUCUCAACGUGCACAACCUGGUCCACAUGUUGAUAGACCCAACCACACCGAAGAGCAACUUCAUCACCGGGAAAUUCAGUCUGAACAAUCGAGCGGUGAGAGAUCGCACCUCAAAGUGGUACAUUCCCGCAAAGGUUUACCCUAACAGCAAAUUCCCUCCCUAUCUUUUGGGAAAUGGCUAUGUCUUUUCCAUCGACCUUACUCAGAAAAUAGUGGAAGCUUCCAAACAUGUCCGUGCCAUAUUUUUAGAGGAUGUCUACCUGGGAAUGUGUUUAAAACAUUUAAGGGUUGUAGCCAGUAACCCGCCCAGCUCAACCCUUUUUAAGCUUUCUAUGCCCUACAUUCACAAUCGCUGUCACUACUCUACUGUCAUCACAACUGAAAUGGACCACGUCAGUGACCUACUGAGAGUCUGGCAGGACUUACAGAGUCCUGGCACGUCCUGCUAAGACCAUUAACACGCGUUAGUGUAAAGCGUUUAAUCCUUAUAUCAUAAACACUAUCAUUUAAAAGGAUAAGCAAAAUCCACCUACGUUAUUAAGCAGAAAUUACAAUUACAACACAACAAGAGAAUGUUCUUACUAUAACAGCAUUACUACACUUAAGUAGAAUAGUAAAAUACUGUGUCUGAUGAGGGAGGGGCCUGAUAUAAUAAUGGCAAUGUCAAUGACGGUGGGUAAUUAGGUAUUUGGAGGAAAAUAAUAGCUUCAUGGAAUAGCUGUUGAUGGUAUGUCACUGAUGAUGCACCACGUGGCCUGGUUGACAAGGUGACAUAGUGAUAAAGAUUUCUCUAUCAUUUCUGAAGGAUGCAGCUCCCUCAGACUAGGCACUGCCGAGUCAACCGGAGCUAUCCAAACAAAACUGAGGCAGCAGGUAGCCUAGCGAUUAGAGCUUUGAGCCAUGAACCAAAGAUUUUCAGGUUCUGAAUCCUGAGCCCAGACGGUGACCUGUUGAUCUGCUCUUGAUCAAAGCAAUGGACUGUAUUGCUCCGGGGUUCUGUCAAUACUGGCUGAUGCCUGUCUGUCACCCCACUCUCAAGGGAGCUAAAAUAUUCAAAACACGCACAUUACCAAUUCACAUAAAGGAACGUGAACACUUCCAUCUGUGUGUGUGGACAGUGCUUAAUGUGAACACUUCCAUCUGUGUGUGUGGACAGUGCUUAAUGUGAACACUUCCA
This is a messenger RNA of Esox lucius (northern pike), 1914 nucleotides long. Its product is annotated as beta-1,3-galactosyltransferase 2-like. Lineage: Eukaryota; Metazoa; Chordata; Actinopteri; Esociformes; Esocidae. The record is from RefSeq and is a predicted model, not a curated record. The transcript has 2 exons. Gene Ontology annotation, molecular function: N-acetyl-beta-D-glucosaminide beta-(1,3)-galactosyltransferase activity. Bases 83 to 1186 code for a protein of 367 amino acids. Gene Ontology annotation, cellular component: membrane.